This is a messenger RNA of Lasiodiplodia theobromae, 1215 nucleotides long. RefSeq lists its product as uncharacterized. The record is from RefSeq and is a predicted model, not a curated record. The transcript is spliced from 2 exons. The coding region runs from base 1 to 1215 and encodes 404 amino acids. NCBI's taxonomy places the organism in Eukaryota, Fungi, Ascomycota, Dothideomycetes, Botryosphaeriales, Botryosphaeriaceae.
AUGCACAUCUCCACGGCAACCAACGACAUACCCACUAACGCCGACAUGGCGCCGACCACGGCCCCGCUUCCACCCUCAACGCCGCCAAGAAGAGACGGCCAACCUCCCCGUCUGCCGCCGCUCCCUACCUCUCUGGUACCCAUUGAGGGGAGGCUCGUCAGACAUCGUCCCGAGACCCAUGCCGACCAGGUGUCACGUUUGCGCGGCCCCACGACCGCCGCGGCGGCUCCAAGUCGCGCGGUUAGGUCCGGUGGCGAGCGUCAGCAGCGUCAGACCUCAACGCUGAGGAGCACGAGCUCACGACCCAUAGAUGCACUUUUCGAUGAGGUUUCCCCACAGCUGCAGGCACCCGCCGACAACGACUCGUUGGCCGCCAGGCUGCAACGCCGCCGCCAGCGCCGCCGUUCCCCGGACCCCAACUUCACCCCGCCCAGGUUGGUGCGCACCCAGCCCGUGCGCACCUGGGUGACGCUGACGGGCGAUGCGCGUGCCGUCGCUGCCGCCUUCGGAGAUGCAACCGACGGCGAUGUUGGUUCCGGUGCCAACAGAAGCCCGCUCAGAAAGCGACAACGCAGGACGCCUGUCGUCUCCUUCUCCACCUCGACCGACGGCAUUAGCCGCCCCUCUGACGACGUUGACCCCGUGCCUUCGACUCCAUCCGUCUCCACUCCUGGAGCGGGCCGUCGCCGGCGUGGUGGUCUCCGCCGGUGCAGCAGCGUCGCGAGCGAGGACGAAUACGACGCCGCAACCGGCGACGCUGUUGUCACCCCUUUCCUCCAGCAGACCCACACCGGUGCCGACGAGACCACCACGGCUGCCAUAGCCUCCUCGUGGAUCCUCCCCCCGCAACGCCGUCGCCUCACGCCGCCGAAGAGCCCCUUCGAUGCUUUUGACUUCAAGCACGACGAUGGGGAAAAUGACUUCAGCAGCACUUCUAUUAGCUUCCUCUCCCCCGAGCGUCGCCGUGGCCGCCGCGGAUCUCCAUCCGGCGCAGGCGACGAGCCGCUGCGCUCGCCGACGGAGGAGCUGAGCGCGUUGUCGCUGGGUAGUGAUGAGGAUGAGAUGAUGCCCGCUGCCCCUCCCUCUCCCUGCUUCGCCGAGAACAUGGCCCCGGCGGUGGCGCCGAAGAGGAGGAGAGGUGGGCUGACGAGGUCGAUGGCGGGGAGGUUCAGGAUGGGCGAGGGCGGGGGAUUGGAGGCUGAUUGCUCCACCUGA